Molecule: messenger RNA, 1605 nt
Organism: Penicillium lagena
Lineage: Eukaryota; Fungi; Ascomycota; Eurotiomycetes; Eurotiales; Aspergillaceae
Product: sugar porter family MFS transporter
Exons: 4
Coding region: 1-1605 (534 amino acids)
Biological process (GO): transmembrane transport; carbohydrate transport
Cellular component (GO): membrane
Molecular function (GO): carbohydrate:proton symporter activity
Source: RefSeq, a predicted model, not a curated record
AUGAUCACCAAUCUCUACAUUAUCACGGCAAUCUCCGUUAUUGGAGGUACGCUUUUUGGUUUUGAUCUGUCGUCUUUGUCGGCGAUCAUCGGAACCAAUCAGUACAAAUGUUAUUUUAACCAAGGACCCCAUGGGCCCCCAUUCGAUAACUCAAUCGACUGUUCUGGUCCAACGUCCAACGUACAAGGUGGAAUUACGGCAUCGAUGCCCGGCGGCUCGUUUGUCGGAUCUCUGUUUUCAGGAAUACUGAGUGAUCGCUUCGGACGAAAGACCUCUAUUCAGAUUGGAUCUGUCAUUUGGUUAAUCGGGAGUGGAAUUUCUUGCGCAGCGCAGAACUACCCAAUGCUAAUCGUUGGCCGUUUUAUCAACGGGCUGUGCGUUGGUAUCUGCUCAGCCCAAGUACCAGUCUACGUCUCCGAACUCGCUCCACCAAGGAAAAGAGGGUUAGUUGUAGGUACACAACAGUGGGCUAUUACAUGGGGUAUUCUUAUUAUGUUCUACAUCUCAUACGGAUGCUCGUUCCUCACCGGACCGGCUGCUUUCCGAGUGCCGUGGGGAAUACAAACAAUGCCGGCGUUUAUUCUAUUUGGUGGCCUCUUCUGGUUGCCCGAGUCUCCGCGGUGGCUGGCACGAAAUGGUCGCUGGGACGAAUGCCAUGAGAUACUGUCCCUCAUUCAUUCUGGCAAACAUGAAAAUGAUGAUUUCAUCAGCUUGGAAAUGCGCCAACUUAGAGAGGCCUGUGAAUACGAGCGCAUCAAUUCCCACGUUUCAUUCCUCGAGCUCAUUCAGCCAAAGAUGCUUUGGAGAGUGCAUAUUGGUAUGUUUGUACAGAUCUGGUCUCAAUUGACGGGAAUCAAUGUCAUCAUGUAUUACAUCACAUUUGUCUUCGGCAUGGCAGGUCUCAGCGGCAAUUCAAACUUGGUGGCAUCGUCCAUAAGCUACGUAAUCAAUGUUAUCAUGACAGUACCGGCUCUAUUCCUCGUUGACCGAAUAGGUCGUCGAGCCAUACUACUCUCUGCUAGUGUUUCUCUCACUAUCUGGUGGUUCAUUUGUGCCGGUCUAAUGGGCGGCUAUGGCUCUCCAGCUCCCCCGGGCGGCAUAAAAAACGUCCCGGAAGAAAGCUGGUCUAUCACAGGACAUCCCGCCAAGGUUGUUAUUGCCUGUUCGUAUCUUGUUGUGGCUUCAUUCGCCCCAAGUUGGGGCCCGAUCAGCUGGGUUUAUCCCCCCGAACUAUUCCCACUCCGACUACGAGGAAAGGCCGUUGCGCUAUCCACCUCCAGCAACUGGAUUUUCAAUUUUGCCCUGAGCUACUAUACGCCACCAGCCUUUGUCAAUAUCAAGUGGAAGACGUACCUGAUCUUUGCUGUGUUUUGUUUCGCCAUGACCGCCCACGUGUUUUUCUGUUUUCCCGAGACUGCCGGGAGGACUUUGGAGGAGGUUGACGAGGCUCUCAAAUCUAAAACGCCGGCAUGGAAAACCAGGGUGGGUAAACGGAGCUUCGACGGUAUCUCAUCGGGUACUGGUGAAAGCCCGAGAGAUUGCAUUGCGGAAAACGCUGAGAUUGGGGUUAAAUGCGAAGACACAUUGCACUUGGAGAAGGUGUGA